Penicillium pulvis is the source of this 198-nucleotide messenger RNA. RefSeq lists its product as uncharacterized. Bases 1 to 198 code for a protein of 65 amino acids. The transcript has a single exon. The record is from RefSeq and is a predicted model, not a curated record. NCBI's taxonomy places the organism in Eukaryota, Fungi, Ascomycota, Eurotiomycetes, Eurotiales, Aspergillaceae.
AUGCUGCCCCUAUAUAUUCAGCUAAUUGAUCGUUACGGUCGCCUGGAAGAUAUUCGUGAAUCGCUUUGGAACUUAAGAGUUGAAGCAGUACCUUCUGAGAUGAUUGAGCGACUCAGUAUCGACUUCUGCUCCUUGGAUGUCAACGCUGGGACUGCUACUGCUGCUGACAUGGACACUCUUUACUUUCUUCCUCGCUGA